Messenger RNA from Trematosphaeria pertusa, 1538 nucleotides. RefSeq lists its product as uncharacterized. NCBI's taxonomy places the organism in Eukaryota, Fungi, Ascomycota, Dothideomycetes, Pleosporales, Trematosphaeriaceae. Bases 46 to 1206 code for a protein of 386 amino acids. The record is from RefSeq and is a predicted model, not a curated record. The transcript is spliced from 2 exons.
CAACAGCCACUCCUCGAUGUGCAUAGCAAACACUAGAUAUCAAAAAUGCGAGCCUUAACCCGCCGACUACUCCAUCCCCAUCGUGCCAAGCACCAAUCUAGAUCGUCUAUCCACGGUCAACCCUCCUCUAUUCCGGCUGGUAUGCCGCACUUCCUAACUAUCCCACGAGAGCUAAGGGAUGAGAUCAUCACUCUCAUCCUACUGUCCUGUCGGGAAACUCCAAGAACGCCGUCCGAAAUCGAGGAUCAGGAUCGUGAGGUCCUGCGCGACAUCAGCCUGGCCGGCUGGAAUUAUCCCGCCGUAUUCUAUUCCAAGGACGCAGCGGAUUAUACUCCAACCUGCCUCCCUCUGCUGCUUACCAACAAGCAACUGCACGCUGAGACGAAGGAGAAUCUGGAGCGACUUCCCGCGAAAGGCACAAACUACGAACUCGACGUGAAGUUCGUCAAAGAACAGUAUCUCGCACCGACAUGGGCAUUGGUUCCAGUACUAUCGGAAAGGGUCAACCACGUCCGCGCAGUGUUCCAGAGUACAGGAACUUUUGAAAGGAAUAUCUCUAAGGCGCACCUCCGUGAUAUAUGGCGCCGAGGAUGUGGUGGACCACCCGGCUACGUCUGGAUGUUCUACAUCUUACUCGAGCGCUUCUUACACGCCGGUCCGGUCGGGCGUUGCACGCACGACGAGCAGAAACCCGUAACCAUUAACUGUCUGGAGCUCGAUUUCAUAGAUCCUGAAGACACGAGCCUACUACCUCCGGAGCCAGUCACCCCGGAACAAAUCUACACAGCAAUGCAGCUGCACAUAUGGUCACGAAGGCCCAACGAAGAGGAGUUCAAGAUGCUGCGGCCUGAAUGGCUCGAAUCCGAACUUCGUGGUGAAAUCCAGAGGCUGUUGCGAAUGGGAUACCACUAUGCCUCCUACGGAGGUAUCUUGCACGAACGCAUCGGCAGCAUAGUCUUCAAAGUCAAUGGAGAGAUCACUAAAGAGUUGGAUGUGGGCCAGAUACUGGCAGAGCAAACGUUUAACGAAGACUUCGGGUCUGAAGUGAUGCGGCACCAGCGAGUGGGACACUGGAUUGCGUGGAGGGAACGCGCGAUCAGAGUGAGGAAGGAGAGAGGACUCAAAGUUGUGGAACCGGAGCCUAGCUGGAGGGAUAAAGCAAGGGCAAUCGCUGAGCGCCUCUAUGGGGCUAACCCGCAACACUAGAAUAUACACCCAUUUUCACCAAAACCGUGAAAACCCCGCACCUGCUCUUGCGUUUCGUUAUCCAAUCUUUUCAGAUCAAACCCACUGUACAUGGAGUUACUCGAUUGGGUCCUUUCGUAAGAUCUCGGUGAUUUUGGAGCACCUAAGAACACAACAACAAAUCCUCGACGGCCGUACCGAGCUUGGUGACUCUGACGAUGGAAUUUACGACAGGCAUUUUCGCCUUUUUGUCUCAGCCCCAAAUUUCAUGUCUCUACUAUCAUUGAUCGAUUCCGGUUGAGAGCUUCCUAAUGUAGUUUCGAUAUCUAGAAUGCCACAACAUCAUACAUCAC